UGAAGAAAGUAUCACGAUAUAUAAUUAUUAUUUCAUUGAUCAUCAGCAGAAUUUGUGUUUUGUUGUGGUUUACCGAUUUAUCUGGACAUCUUUUUUACGUCAACUUGUGAACGUAAGCGAUCUCUCCAGGUUCCAGCCGGCAAGCUACACGUCUGUAUCCGUGGGCCGUAUACGUGAGUCAUUCAAUAAAACAGCAAGCAAACAUUUAAACGCGCAAUUGUGUAGCCUUGACCAGGUAGCGGAUAAACAAAAAAACAUGUCUGACGAGAGAUAUGACUUUGUGGUUUUGGGUGCCACCGGGUUUACGGGGCAGUUUGUUGUCGACGAAGUAGCAAGAGUUGCAGACCAAGAAAAACUCAAGUUUGCAGUUGCAGGGAGGUCCAUGGAAAAACUGCAGAAGGUCUUGACGGAAUCGUCACAAAGGACAGGCAAAGAAUUAGAGGAAACCCCCAUCAUUAUUGCUGAUGUGAAGAAUGUUUCUUCCUUGGAAGAAAUGUGCAAAAAAGCAAAAGUGGUUCUCAACUGUGUAGGCCCUUAUCGUUUCUAUGGUGAAGACGUAGUUAAAGCCUGCAUAGAAAAUGGUGCCCAUCAUGUUGAUAUCAGUGGGGAGCCUCAGUACCUUGAGAAGAUGCAGCUACUGUACAGUGGAAAAGCCCGGGAGGCAGGUGUUUACAUCGUAGGGGCAUGUGGGUUUGACAGCGUGCCCGCAGAUAUGGGUGUAGCCUUUGCAACUGAACAGUUUAAAGGAGAUCUGAAUUCUGUUGAACUGUUCAUUUCUUUGGAAGCUGGGCCAGAUGGUCUGGCCGGCAAUGUGACAACCCUGGAAAGUGCCCUGCAUGGUUUUGCCCACGCGGCCGAGCUGAAACCACUGCGCAAAUCUCUCUACCCAAACCGUCUGCCAAGGAGCAAAUACCCGCUAAAAACUAGGAUGGCUGGUUUCAUGCCAGAUGUUCAGAAAUGGUGUCUGAUAUUCCAAGGCAGCGAUCGAGCAAUCGUGAACAGAAGCGUCAGAUACAACUAUGAAGUCAAUCUUCAAAGACCGUUUGAAGUGGCAGCUUAUGCCUGUGUUCCGAAUUUCUUCUAUCUGGCGGUCACCCUGCUGUUUGGACUCAUCGUUGGCAUCUUGGCAAAGUUCAGCUUUGGACGAGCUCUCAUUCUGAAAUAUCCACACAUAUUUACCUUUGGUGUGUUCAAACAAGGAGGACCUUCAAAGAAACAGAUGGAGACAGGAACAUUUAGCAUCACAGUGGUCGGGAAGGGUUGGAAGGAAAAGCUUCCUGAUGCCGACACAGAGCAUGACACAGCCCCUGACACCCAGAUGAUUGUGCGGGUGUCGGGCCCGGAAGCGGGAUAUGUUGCCACGCCCAUUGUAAUGGUUCAGUGUGCCUGUACUCUGCUGAAGGAAAUCUCCCAAGACAAAUUUAGGGGUGGUGUGUACACAACAGCCAUGCUUUUCCGAGAAACAAGUCUGAUUGAACGACUCAUCAAAAACAACAUCAAGUUUGAAGUUGUGAAGGAACAAUUCUCACUGUGAACAAUAGAUGGGCCCAAAUUAUUGUCCCUUUGUGAACAAUAACUGGGCCAAAAUUAUCGUCCCUCUGUGAACAAUAGCUGGGCCCAAAUUCUGGUCCCUCUGUGAACAAUAGCUGGGACCUCAAUAUCAACACUAGUUUUAUCUUGCCCAUCUAAUGUCAUUCGCCAUGACAUAAGUGAGAAUUUUGUAUGUAAACUUCUUUUUAUACAAGCUAUGUGCCUUUGUGUAAAAAACAAUGAAGAGUAUGUAUAUAAUACUUAAGUAAAAUAACUGAGCCUCUUUGGAUUGAUAAGUCAUAAUUUGUAAAGCUUUCUCAACCUGUACUUUGAGGUACACUAUAAGGUACCUGUAUACUAUUAUAUGUAUAUACUAUAUAUAAUUAUACUAAUAUAUGUGAUAUUAACUAUCUGUAUAUUCUAUAAAUUUUUGCAAUCAAAAGUCACACCGUAAUUCAAAAGCUUUCUGAUUAUUUACCUUGAGUUAUGAUAUAAGCUACCUGUACAUUCAAAUAAUAUGGGCAAUCAAAAGUCGUUAUUCAAAAGUUUUCUUAAUCUACAUUGUUUAAGUAACACUAUUUACUACAUGUAUAUUUUUGAUAAAGCCAAAGAUAAUUGCUAGUAUAUACAUGUAAUAAGUCACAUGAUAAUUAUGAUGUAAGUGGAAAACACCGAGUCCCAGUUUUCUGUGGCUAAAAAUAGAAUGGAGGCACCCAUGUGUGACAAGUAUUUAAUUUAAUAUAAAUGUACAUUUAAGUAAGUGUUUCAAUAAUGUGUAUCUUAUUAGUUUAAUUGAAGAUUGGAUGCACACUUGUGUAUAAACAUGUUAAUAUUAUUCGUUUGUUAUUGUGAAUAACUGAAACAUAUUAAAUAACAUGCCCAAACCCUGAAAAUAGCAAUUCAGAAUAGCAGAAGACCUGAUUGAUAUCAACCAUUUGGCUUAUAAGAAUUAUUUUUCGGUAGUAUAACUUCGAUAUAUACACAAAAAUGCAUAGUGUCAAAUUUUACAUUGUUUUCUUUGUAUAAGGUAGGAACAUUAUUGUUGUAAUUCUUUGCAUUGAACAUUGCUUCCUUAUUUGUACAUGUAUUCGUUUGUUUAUUACUGUAUAUGACUUUCUAAAUAACGAUUGUUCUUACUUUUACAUUUAUUAGCUUAUUUGUGACUUGCAACUGUUGAUGUAUCGCUACAAAGAAUAUAAAAGAAAACAGUU
This is a messenger RNA of Mya arenaria, 2741 nucleotides long. RefSeq names its product saccharopine dehydrogenase-like oxidoreductase. The record is from RefSeq and is a predicted model, not a curated record. Gene Ontology annotation, cellular component: plasma membrane; mitochondrion; lipid droplet. Gene Ontology annotation, biological process: glycolipid biosynthetic process. The transcript has 11 exons. Lineage: Eukaryota; Metazoa; Mollusca; Bivalvia; Myida; Myidae. Bases 257 to 1534 code for a protein of 425 amino acids.